This is a messenger RNA of Drosophila suzukii, 807 nucleotides long. It is a transcript of the gene Srp9, whose product is annotated as signal recognition particle 9. NCBI's taxonomy places the organism in Eukaryota, Metazoa, Arthropoda, Insecta, Diptera, Drosophilidae. Gene Ontology annotation, molecular function: 7S RNA binding. Gene Ontology annotation, biological process: negative regulation of translational elongation; SRP-dependent cotranslational protein targeting to membrane. Gene Ontology annotation, cellular component: signal recognition particle, endoplasmic reticulum targeting. The record is from RefSeq and is a predicted model, not a curated record.
UUCCACGCACGGUCACAUUGCUUCAACGUCACGCCGUCCAGUUGCUGUUGUUGUUUUUUAUUAAUUUCGCCUGGAUUUCCAUUUGUUCGAAUUAAAAAAUGGUUUUUGUGAAGAACUGGGAGGAUUUCGAGAUCGCCGCCGAGAAUAUGUACAUGGCGAAUCCCCAGAACUGUCGAUACACGAUGAAAUACGUGCACUCCAAGGGCCACAUACUGCUUAAAAUGACGGACAACGUAAAGUGUGUGCAGUACAAAGCGGAAAACAUGCCGGAUCUGAAGAAAAUCGAGAAGAUCACCAGCAAUUUGGUGGGGCACAUGGCCUCCAAGGAGUAAAACCCACAGAAGCACAAACAAACUUAUUGGCCACGGCAGCACUUCUGCCCACAAACAACAACAAACAUUCAUAUAUGUAAAUCAGCCUCAAUUGUUGUUGCUUUGCCCGGACAGGUGUGUGCGUGUGUGUGUGCCAUCAACACCCGCAAUUGAAUUUAGUUUUUAAGCGCCAAAUAGCCGCCAAGCUUUUGAAAUUCGAAUGUGGCGAUCAGAGUAGCUGCUCCUCAGCCUGCUUUUAAACGACAUUUCAUAAAUGUCUGCUCUGUACACGUUGCGAAUCGUCUGCGAAUGGAAAUCCUCCUCUUGAGGUCGAAAUCCAGUCUGCUGGCAGCGGCGGCGGCGCAAAAUGUUUUUCAUAAAUUAACCAUACGAUUUUGUAUUUAUUGUAAAAGUCAAUGGAUCGUACACAUUUCCAUGAAAUGAUUCGCAUGAAAUAAACCAAGGGAAUAAUGUAGAACACAAUGAAACAAAGGAA